Penicillium subrubescens is the source of this 4237-nucleotide messenger RNA. Its product is annotated as ABC transporter ATP-binding protein. Bases 193 to 4161 code for a protein of 1322 amino acids. Gene Ontology annotation, molecular function: ATP hydrolysis activity; ATP binding; ABC-type transporter activity. Gene Ontology annotation, biological process: transmembrane transport. Lineage: Eukaryota; Fungi; Ascomycota; Eurotiomycetes; Eurotiales; Aspergillaceae. The record is from RefSeq and is a predicted model, not a curated record. Gene Ontology annotation, cellular component: membrane. The transcript has 3 exons.
AAACUUGACAUGCUCGUCAAGCCAGUGUCGACAACGAAGCUCUUAUAGCUGCCAACUGAUCUCGCCCAGUGGGAUCUUGGAAUUAAAGGAAACUUCAGCAAGUCGUGAACGCAUCCUGGGGACCCACAUCUGCAGACCGUCACCGAGAGCUAGCUCACUGAGGGGAGAGAAGAGCGUCAGCCUCAGGUCAACAUGAAGUUCCUCCAGAAGUUGGCGGGUUAUCCUCGCCUGCUUUUGGCAGGAAGCCCAUCAAAGCUCGAUAUAGGCAUGCUGUUGACCGGCCUGGCUAGUGCCAUCGCAUCUGGUGUCCCGUUCCCGAUCAUUGGUAUCAUUUUUGGUCAAUUGCUCGAUGAUUUCAACUCCGUGACCUGUGACGAAAAGAGCGGUUCAAGCUCUUCGGAGUCCAACGCGAGCUACCAAAGCGAAAUCAACAGCAAGAUCUUGUUGAUUUUUUAUCUGGCUAUCGCCCAAUUUGUCUUGAUUUACGCCCACCUCACAUGCUGGACUAUGUACGGUGCCCGUCUGUCUCAAAGAUUACGAGAGACUUAUUUGCAAAACCUGCUUCGACAAGAGCCAUCGCAUUUUGACCACUUGCCGCCGGGCGAGGUCGCUUCUCGGCUCAGCAGCGAUAUCCAGACUAUCCGUUCAGGCACAUCAGAGAAAGUAGGCAUUGUCAUUGCUGCUUUCUCAUUCUUUAUAACCGCUUAUAUUGUCGCGUUCAUCAAAUAUUGGGAACUUGCAGCCAUUCUCCUCUCGUUGAUUCCCGCCUAUCUCCUAAUGUCAUUCGCUGGAAGUCACUAUAUCGAAAAGUACACCGGACUGAUGUCUGAUUAUGCUGCAUCUGCCGCAACGAUUGCCUCUGAGGCGCUUAACAACAUUGUUGUGGUUCAAGCCUUUGGUGCAAAUGCCCGACUGGAGGAGAAGUUCUCGCGAGCUCUCAGACUAGCGGAACACCAAGGAUUGAAGAAGGCUGCAGCUGUUGGCACGCAGUCCGGAGUGUUGUACUUUAUUGCUUACAGUGCCAAUGGUCUAGCCUUUUGGCAAGGUGCCCAGCGCGUUGCUGAUGCAGUGAGUGGCGACUCCGCAGGUGUCACCGUCGGCUCUACUUUUACCGUAAUUUUCAUCUUGAUUGAAGCCACAUUAAUGUUGAGUCAGGUGGCACCAUUCCUUCAUCUAUUUGUCCAAGCCGUUGCUUCUUAUGCAAAGCUACGUGAGGAUAUUGAUCGUCAGCCUCUGAUCGAUGGCACUACUACUUCUGGGCUUCGUAUCUCGGAGGCAGAGGGUGGUUUUGAAUUCAAGGAUGUCUCUUUCAUCUAUCCAUCUCGCCCUGAAAUCAAGGUCCUCGAUAAAAUCACAAUCUCCCUCCCUGCCAAGAAGCACACUGCUCUUGUUGGUCUUUCAGGAAGUGGAAAGUCAACUAUCGCUAGCCUCGUCACUAGAUUGUAUGAUCCAACGGAAGGACAGAUCUUCUUCGAUGGCAACGAAUUACGAGAUAUCAAUCUUCGCGAUCUGCGAGGCUUCUGCAGUCUAGUCCAGCAAGAACCUUCUCUUCUAGACCGUUCGCUGCUAGAAAACAUUGCACACGGUCUUAUCAAUUCCAGCAACCCGAGCCAUGAACACUUGAAGGAUACACUUCUCAGCUCUACCCUUGCUGAGCUAGCCUUGGAGGUCAGAGAUGGCAAAGACCUCGUGACAUCAGCAGAGGCACGGGGUCCAGAAGUUGUUGAAAUUGUGAACCUCGUCCAACAUGCCGCAGCUCUGGCAGAUGCAGAUGGUUUCAUCACAAGGUUGCAGUACGGAUAUGGCACAUCUGUCGGUUCAAGCGGACGUCUGAUUAGUGGUGGCCAGAAGCAACGAGUGUCACUUGCUCGCGCUUUGGUCAAGGACCCUACAGUCCUCAUCCUUGAUGAGGCAACCGCCUCUCUUGAUUCGAGAAGUGAGCAACGGAUUCAAAAUGCCAUCAAUAACAUCUCCACUGGUCGGACUGUGAUUACCAUUGCCCAUCGUCUUUCAACAAUCACCAAUGCCGACAACAUCAUUGUUAUGCAUAAGGGUAUCCUUGUGGAGCAGGGCAAUCAUGCGACCCUGAUGGCCAAGAAUGGAACCUAUGCUGAACUCGUCAACCUCCAAACUCUUGGAUCUGCAUCUUCCAAGGAUAGUUCUUCAAUCAAGGACACUGCCAGCAAGUCGGAUACGGUUUCCCUGACCGACACGGAGAAUGAGAAGAUUGGCUUGUCGGAUGAGAGCCUUGGAAAGCAGGAGGAUACCCAGGUGUCGGCAACCGAAACACCGGCAACCGAUUCAAGUGAAGAAGAGCCUGAGCCCGAGACUCCUCGUAAGUCUUUGUGGGCGUUGGUGAAGGGUUAUGGACCAGCAGUGAGACCCCAUCUCUUGAUGAUCUUUUUGGCUCUUCUCGGCGCUAGUAUCGUCGGAGGAGCAUUCUCCGGAGAAGCAGUCAUCUUUGGCAACACAGUCGGAAGCCUGAAUCCUUGCAACGGUGCGGAUAGCAUUCGAUCUCGCGGUAGUUUCUAUGGUCUGAUGUUCUUUGUCUUGGCUAUUAUCGAGUUUUUCGCAAACUUUGCCAGUUGGACAGGGUUUGGAUGGGUCUCUGAAAAGGUUGUAUACUCGGUCAGAGUACUGUCAUUCCGGUCGUUGUUUGAGCAAGACCUGCAAUGGCACCAGUCUAAUGGUCGGACUCCUGCCAUGCUUCUAUCCUACAUCACUCGGGAUGGUAACGCCCUGGCUGGUCUGAGCGGCUCUGUUAUUGGCUCACUAUUUUCCAUUACCGUCAACCUCAUCGCCGCGAUCAUCCUCACUCACAUCAUCGCCUGGAAGAUUGCCCUGGUCUGUCUGUCUCUGGUGCCGCUUCUCCUUGGAGCUGGUCUGAUGGAGCUUCAUGUGCUCGGUAAAUUCGAGGAACGUCACGAAAACGCCUACACGAAGUCUGUCGAUAUCGGCACGGAAGCAAUUACAUCUAUCAAGACCAUCGCCUCCCUAUCUCUCGAGGAGGAGACCCUAAAGACCUACCGGCGAUCUUUGAAGGGACCUCGUCAGGAGACUUUCAAGGUCACAGUGCUCGCAAGUCUCUGGCAGGCUAUUACCUACUUCCUUGGUAACUGCGUCAACGCCCUCGCAUACUGGUGGGGUGCCAAACAGAUCAUUGCAGGAACCUAUACCCAAACACAGUUCCUGAUUGUGGUUUUCUCACUCCUCGUGAGUGCACUUCUCUGGAGUCAAAUGUUUGCGCUCGCGCCCGAGCUUUCCAACGCCCGCGCUGCGAUGGCAAGAAUCCUGAGUCUGAUUGAAAUCGGCUCAGACGGAAUGCAAGGGAAAAUCCGUGGUCCUUCCCUUACCGAGUCUGCAGAGAAAGACCCCGAGGCCAGAGGAGAACACAAGCCCACUAUCUCCGGUGGCGCUUCAAGUGUUCAAUUCCGCAAUGUUCAUUUUGCGUACCCUGCUCGGCCAGACAUCAAGGUGUUGAAUGGAUUGAGCCUUGAUAUUCGACCUGGAAAAUUCUGUGCCCUCGUUGGACCCAGUGGUGCUGGUAAAUCUACCAUCAUUUCUCUUGUUGAAAGACUCUACAAGCCAGAAUCCGGCGGCAUCAUCAUUGAUGGUGUUGAUGUGACCAAGCACCAAGACGUAGCCUUCCGCGAGGCAAUCGCUCUGGUUCCCCAAGAAAGCGUCCUCUUUGAAGGAAGCAUCAAGUUCAACAUCGGCCUCGGCGCUAGACCAGGCCAUGAAGCGACCAUGGAAGAAAUUGAAGAGGCAUGCAAGCUUGCCAACAUCCAUGAAGUCAUUAUGGGAUUGCCUAAUGGCUACGAGACUCUUUGUGGACCUAAUGGCAAUCAGUUCUCUGGUGGACAGAAGCAACGGCUUUCGAUUGCCCGAGCGCUCGUUCGGAAGCCUAAGCUGCUGAUUCUUGAUGAGUCGACCAGUGCCUUGGAUGCCGAAUCGGAGAAGCUCCUCCAAGACGGUCUUGAGAAGGCUGCAAGGGGCAUCACAGUCAUCGCUAUUGCUCAUCGUCUGCACACCAUCAGAAAAGCAGAUACCAUCUUCUUGAUUGAGGCUGGGCAGUGCAUUGAUCAUGGCUCACAUGAGGAGUUGCUCGAACGGUCUGAGAGUUACCGGGCGAACGUUAUGCAUCAAACAGUGGCGACAUGAUGAGAACAUUUGAAAAUUAUUUUUACUUUGUUAUAUCUCAUUUAGUUUCUAAUAGAAAUUCUUUCAUUCAACAGAG